Naumovozyma castellii is the source of this 1989-nucleotide messenger RNA. It is a transcript of the gene ESBP6, whose product is annotated as Esbp6p. The transcript has a single exon. Bases 1 to 1989 code for a protein of 662 amino acids. The record is from RefSeq and is a predicted model, not a curated record. NCBI's taxonomy places the organism in Eukaryota, Fungi, Ascomycota, Saccharomycetes, Saccharomycetales, Saccharomycetaceae.
AUGCCAGAACAAAUUUCUCUGGACUCAUCAAGUCGAAGCAGUGUGGAGACUACAGAAAUUAACUCCUUUACCUCGUUACCAGCACAGCAACGAGAAGACCCCAUUUCCAGACAGAGAAGUUGGUUCUCCAACAGAGAUGCCGAAUCUAUUAACUCCGGAGCACCCUCUUUGGCUAGAACAGUAACCAGAACGGUCGCCGAAAUUUGGAAGGCUGUUCAGGAUGAUAACCAGCAAGCCGAUAAGGAAAUCGGAGAUGGGAAGGAUUUAAAUAAAUUAUUAGAAUACAAAUUCGAUGUCGGUGAUGCUAUUAGAAUGGAAACAAAUCUAGAAGAGGAAGAGGAUAACGAGGAGACCGAACGAGCGGAACUCAGGAAGACCACUACAAAUGCCACUUCAAAAUUGAGGACAAAGGGAUCAGACACUGAGUCAUCAGAUCAUGCUACUGCGUCUAUUGCCUCGAGAAGAAAUGAACAAGAUUUGGAAAAAUUUGAAUCUGAAAGUUUUGAGAAUGGUGAAAAUUUAGAAGAACAACCCACCGUUAAGAGAGUCUUCACUAAUAAGGAAAAGGGUGCUGUGGAUUUACCCCCUGAUGGGGGAUAUGGAUGGAUCGUCGUAAUGGGUAUUACACUCAUCUUCAUUAAUAGUUGGGGUUGUAAUUCUGCAUUUGGUAUCUUCUUAAGUUUUUACCUGACUAAUAACACAUAUGCAGGCGCUACUAAGUAUGAUUAUGCACUCAUUGCAGGUUUAACUGUGUUCUUAGGUCAAGGUUUACCCCCUUUCGUUAUGGUUUUGGCAAGAGUGAUCGGUAUGAAACCUACCAUGCUCAUCGGUGCUUUAUUGUUAUUCGCUGGUGAUAUAUUAGCAUCAUUUUCAACAAGAUUAUGGGAAUUAUAUUUGACUCAAGGAGUCAUGAAUGGGGUGGCAAUUUCCUUAUUAUUUACACCAGCAACUACAAUCUUACCUGGAUGGUUUUUAAAGAAAAGAGCCGUUUCCAUGGGUAUUAGUCUUAUGGGUACUGGUGCAGGUGGGGUCAUUUAUGGAUUAGCUUCCAAUAAGAUGAUCCAAGAUAACGGUAAUACAAAAUGGUGUCUUCGUAUGUUAGCCAUUACAUGUACUAUAAGUAAUUUUAUUGCUAUUGCCAUAAUUAAAGAACGUAACGGUGCUAAACCAUUAGGCGUGAAAUCGUGGAAACCUAUAAAGAAAGAAUUUAUAAGAAUGCUUUCAUGGAAAGUAAUUCGAACCAAACCUUUCUUACCAUUGAUUGCAGUGUGGUUUACUUUGGCUCUAUUAGGUUAUAAUUUAAUGAUUUUCACAUUAUCUGCAUACGCCGUUGCCCGUGGAAUGUCUGCUCAUAAUGGUUCCACAUUAACUGCUAUAUUAAAUGGAUGUCAAGUCAUUGGGAGACCUCUUAUGGGGUUAUCUGGUGAUAAAUUUGGCAGAGCAAAUGUCACUAUUGCAUUAACAUUUUUAUUAACAAUCUUUAUGUUUGCAUUCUGGAUCCCAGCUCAUACCUUCAUUCAAUUAAUCUUCUUUUGCAUCAUGGUCGGUUCAUGUGUCGGUGUGGCAAAUGUUAUGAAUACUGUCAUGGUAGCCGAUUUAUUGGGUCCACAGUGGUUCUUGCCAGGCUGGGCAUUUGUUAAUUAUUCAGGAGCACCUGUACUUUUAGUGGUUGAAGUUAUUGCACAAGCAUUAACUGAUCCUAAAGAUAAGAGUAACCCAUACUUCCAUACACAAAUUUUUGCAGGGUGUUGCUUUGUAUGUGCCCUUAUUUUAAUCAUGCCCAUUAGAGAAUUAUCUGUAAGAUUAAAAUUAGAGGAAAGGCAAAAGAUAAAUGAUGCUAGGUUUAAAGAUACUGUUAUUCCUGAAGAUGAUGAGGCGACAAUGGCCGAUUGGGAUGUUUUAGAACAUAGAAGAGUUAAAUAUGAUAGAUUAUUAGGACCUGGAUUAAAGAAAUAUUUCUUGAGAAUGGCCUACCCAAUGAAAGUUUGA